Messenger RNA from Fundulus heteroclitus (mummichog), 3349 nucleotides. RefSeq names its product quiescin Q6 sulfhydryl oxidase 1 (gene qsox1). Gene Ontology annotation, cellular component: Golgi membrane. The transcript is spliced from 14 exons. The record is from RefSeq and is a predicted model, not a curated record. Lineage: Eukaryota; Metazoa; Chordata; Actinopteri; Cyprinodontiformes; Fundulidae. Gene Ontology annotation, biological process: protein folding. Gene Ontology annotation, molecular function: protein disulfide isomerase activity; flavin-dependent sulfhydryl oxidase activity. Bases 268 to 2823 code for a protein of 851 amino acids.
GUCGCUUCGCGGCUCCUUCGUCUCAUAGUUUGUUUCACCGUUUGGUCAUCAGAGCCAAGUGGAAGAGAGGACAGCUGUCUCAGCGCUGUGUGUCUUGGCCGGUCGCUCGGCGGUGGGAGGGCCCAUUCGGGGGUGCUGACCUUAAACAAACGAGUGGGUAGAACAAGUUGAGGGAAGUUUGUGGCCGUGGGUCGGAGAGGAAGGCGAGAGAGUGGGCGCUCUCAGAGAAGCGGGUUUAGCCGUGCAGCUGCAGCUCGGAUCGGGAAGAUGGCGCGGCGCUGCGCCCGUGCCACGUCUCGGUUUACUGAAGCGCCAAAGCUUUGUGUCGGGAUGACAGCGGCUGCAGCCCUGUUCCUCUGCUUGGGUCUGGCUUUUCCUCCCGCUGCCGAGGCCGGGCUGUACACGGCUUCAGACCAGAUCGUGCUGCUGUCCGAGGAGAACGUGGGCUCGGUUCUGGUGAACAACUCUGCCGCUGUGGUCGCGGAGUUUUACGCGUCGUGGUGCGGACACUGCAUCUCCUUCUCCCCCAAUUAUAAAAAGCUGGCCAUGGACAUCAAAGAGUGGAAACCAGCAGUGAACAUGGCUGCUGUAGACUGUGCUGCUGAGGAAAACAGGAACCUUUGCAAGGACUACAAAAUCACAGGAUAUCCCACUGUUAAGUUCUUCCAUGCCUACUCCACACCAGAGUCAUCGGGGGUGCCUUACAGAGCUCGUGAUGUUCGAGUAUUGCGUCAAUUGAUCAUAGACAGUCUGGAGUCUCAUGGUGAGCCCUGGCCCCCCGCCUGCCCCCCGCUGGAGCCCACCAGCGAGGCAGAGAUCGACAACUUUUUUAAAACCAACUCGGCUCAACACCUGGCCUUAAUCUUUGAAGAUGCAAAGUCUUACGUUGGCAGAGAGGUGACCCUGGACCUGCUGCAGUUUGAGAACAUUACUGUGAGGCGGGUCCUGAACACGGAGGACGGUCUGGUGGCCAAACUGGGCGUGACCGACUUUCCCUCCUGUUACCUCUACUAUCCAGAUGGUAGUUUCACCAGACUCAGAGUGAACUUUGAAGCUCGCACUUUCUACUCCUACGCCCUCCAGAGGCUGCCAGGCGUGGUGCGCUCAGGGAAACCUCCACCUGUCACCACGGAGCUCCUCAAGAACCGCACAGAGGAGCCCUGGAGACCGUUCAACAGUUCCCGGGUGUACAUGGCAGACCUGGAGUCAGCACUGCAUUACUCUCUGCGUGUGGAGCUGGCAGCCCAAGAUGUCAUCAAAGGAGACGCUUUGAUCGCUCUGAAGAAUUACAUGUCUGUCUUGGCAAAGUACUUUCCAGGUCGUCCUAUGGUGAUGAACCUGUUGAGGUCUCUGAACUCUUGGCUGCAGAACCAGACUGCAGAUCACAUUUCCUAUGAGGCAUUUAAAGAGAGAAUGGAUAACACGGCACAGAGAGGGAGUAAAGAGUCAGAUGGCCAUUCAUCACGCACAAUCAUCUCAGAGAAAAUACUUGAAGAUUUCACACCCCAGACCCAUUAUAAAGUUCCAGACGCUGCAUUGCCUGAGGGAGUGAGGUGGGUGGGCUGCCAGGGUUCACAACCCCACUUUAGACGUUACCCUUGUGGGGUCUGGACCCUGUUCCACGUUCUCACUGUCCAGGCUAACAACACUGGUGGCUCAGAUCCACAGGAGGUGCUGAAGGCAAUGAGAAACUACGUCCACAACUUCUUUGGCUGCAGAUACUGCGCAGAGCACUUCGAGAACAUGGUAAAGGAGGGCAUGGAGGGGGUGACCACGCUGCCCUAUGCCGUCCUCUGGCUGUGGUCCCGUCACAAUCAAGUCAAUAACAGAAUUGCAGGUGCGUUGAGUGAAGACCCCCUCUUCCCAAAGAUCCAGUGGCCGUCCCCAGAAAUGUGUCCAUCCUGCCACACGGUGACGCAUAACGGAGAACACGGCUGGAACUAUGAGCAGGUUCUUCCUUUCCUCGGGUCCUACUUCUCCUCCAGCCGCAUCCUACCAGAUUAUCUUGAGAAUGAAGGCGAGGUUUUGAAAAAGCAGAGAGAAAAAUAUUCCCAUCAUCUGCAUGGUUUAUUGGCCCAAAAACGUCUAGAGAGAAUAGGUAGGGAGGCCUCGAACCACUUUCCACCUUCUCCGUCUUCACGUGUGCAAGAGGGGGAGGAGUGGGAGGAAGAAGAGGGACCGCAGGACGAAACGGGGGCAUAUGAAGAAGACAACGAAGGCGGGGAGGAAAAGCCAUCACCAGCAGCUAGCGAGGUAGAGGGCAAGCCGUCUGAACCAACGCCCUGGACCAAAACUAAAUUAGAAGAAGCCGAUGGCCACCAGCAGGCUCACAGGAUACCGAGCAUCAUCGGAAUGAGGCUUCGUCAGCGUCGGCAGCAGGAGGACAUUGUGGAUCUCGACUUGUUUGAGAACCAGCAUUUCAAGGCCAAGGCUCUGCAACUGGCCGCCUCCAGCCGGGUUAAGCAGCGCACCCUGCAAACGAAGGUAGAGCAGGAGCCCCGCCCAGCGUUCAGCCUCGGCAUGGAGCUGGACGCGGGACUCGGCAUGGUGGGCCUGCAGCCCAUUGACGCCGAUCUUGACCUGGAUACCAUUCGCCAGAGGAAGAGGCUGCAAAAGCGAGAACUGGCAGGGCAGUACAUCGGAAGGGAGGCUGAGUUGGCCCACAUGGGGCGCUGGAUGUCUGUCUUGAGCAUUGGUUUCUCAAAUGUAGACAUUAGCCUAUGUGUCAUUCUUUACGCCUUGUCUUUCACGUGUCUUCUAGCCAUGUGCAUUUUCUUUAGAAACCGCCUCAAGAGACGGAGGUUUAAAGUAGCUCUGCCUUGAGCUAAACACGUAAGAAAUGAAUCUGAGCAUCUCACUUUCACUGGGUUAAAAGGGAAUUUAUCAACAUGGAGGAACAUGAUUCUUAUUUUCAGUUGUCUGCGUGAAUGUCAUGGGUUAGUGGAGGUAAAUUGCUUUAAAUAAAAAAAAUCAAGACAGUCCUAAUUUUACCAUCCAGGUUGAUUCCAGCGAGCUAUUCAACUGUAUAAAAUUUGUGCACAUACAAUAAAUUUAUACUUCCAUCCAUUCCUGUUUGGGUUUUUGCAAAUCAUUGAGAUAAUUUCUUGUUUUUGAACUUUUUCCCUCUGCUGAUGCACAAAAAUUGAAUUCAGUUUUAAUUGGUAAAUUUAUGUAAAUAUCAGAUUACACUGGUGAGUUCCCAUUGUGGCUAAACUGGUUGUUGAGGUGCUGUGGAAUGAUAAAUAUUCACACUGGAAACUGUAUCAGAAUAAGCUUGAUUUGUUUGGUCAUCUAACGUGAAAUGUCCAUUUGCCACUAACUGAAUCAAUAAAAUUAUUUUUGAUAUGUU